UCGGAAGUGAUAAUUAUACGAAAAGCAACUAUGAAAGUUGCAUAUGGUGUUUUAGCCAUAAUUUUGCUGGCGUUCAGCAAUAAUUUUACCUCUGGUUAUGUGGUAUUGCCAAAUGAGAACUUAAACGAAGAUUUAGUUCAAACAAUUGAAGCCUGGAAUUUAUUAUUUGAUGCCAUUUUUAAAAAUAACGAUGUAGAGCAACAUUUUCAAUUACCCGCAGAUGCUCCCAUUAACUUGGAAAAUUUCCAAUGUUUCUUGAAUUACAAACUAAGAAAUAUGGAGGUAUUAACCCAAGUUGGCCAAGAAAUUAGACAAUGUGUAGAUGUUUCCAUUAGGGAUUUACAACAUUAUUUCAAACGUCACUCCUUUAAGCGUUUGAGAAAACAUUUGUCACAUGAUAUUGUUCGUUGCAAGACUAAGACUGACGAUGAUGAUUCCUAUUUGGAUUGUUUUGUCGAUGUUGUUCUUAAAAGUUUUAAAAACUUUAACGAGGAAAAUCAACAUGUUGACAAAGAAACGAAAAAGUGUGUUCGUUUCGAACUGACAAAGUUGUCUAAUGAAUUAAUUGCUGUAAACGAGAAACUACAAACUUGUUUGGCGGAUAACUCUUAUCCUCCUUCAGUUGUGAAUUCUACAGCUGCUCCUCAGUUGAAUACUACUUUGAAUCCUUGGCAAAAUGGCACCUGGAAUCCUUGGCAGAAUUCUACCUGGGCUCCUUGGCAAAAUUCUACUUGGAACCCAAUUGCUAAUAGCACUUGGAGUCCUUGGCCAAAUACGACAUGGAAUCCUCGGCCUAAUACCACAUGGAGUCCCUGGCCAAAUUCAACCUGGAAUCCAUGGCCCAAUACAACAUGGAAUCCUUGGCCUAAUACGACAUGGAGUCCCUGGCCCAAUAGCACAUGGAAUCCCUGGCCUAAUACAACAUGGAGUCCUUGGCCUAAUUCCACCUGGAAUCCUUGGGAAAAUAGUACAGCUAUACCACCAACAGUAAAUACAACAUUGAGUCCUUGGCCCAAUAGUACAUGGAAUCCCUGGCCGAAUACAACAUGGAGUCCU
Molecule: messenger RNA, 1056 nt
Organism: Lucilia cuprina (Australian sheep blowfly)
Lineage: Eukaryota; Metazoa; Arthropoda; Insecta; Diptera; Calliphoridae
Exons: 3
Source: RefSeq, a predicted model, not a curated record